AUUCCGACAGCCCAAUCGCAAAGUCUACAAUCUGUGGUAAUGUGGGGAGUGUUUCCCUGGAGAAGAGACGGCCAAGUGGAAAUUUGUUUGAAGUUUUCAAAAUUAUUUCCAGCAAAAGCAGGAUAUCGCUUUUAGAUUUUUUCAAAAAUAGGGGGAUCAAGAGUCUGGGGUUGCACGUUCUCUUUUCUGUUCCAUGAUGAUUGGUUGGUAGCAGCAAGAGGUGCAUACUGGAUGCUGCCAGACCUGCUGAGUUGGAUGUAGAUAAGGGACCAGGCAUUCUGAAGGCCACAUAAUUGUUUCUGCAGCUUGGAUGGGAGUUGAGCAGCAGAAUUCCUGAUGUAACAGAUUCUGAGGGAAGUUGAAGAUUCCACUGGGCAAUUCCUGAUGCUUGGAACACAGCGAAGAUGCAAAUGAUUGCACGGCAUUAUGAUUUGAGAAAGACCUUGGAGUUGUUCUGAUGUCUUGGACAUCCCUCAAACAGCAACACUGAUCACUUACUUCAGCGUCAUCUGUGGGAAUUUGCUGUGCAGAAGCUGACUGUCAUGGCUACCUACAUAACAUCAACAACGAUACGUCAAAAGUAUUCUGCAUAAGGUUGAAGACACGAGUACUCAAUGAUGGCUUGAAUUCAUUUACCAUGACUCCAAGCAGAGGCACCUGGAACUGAGAAUUGGCAGCUUUCCCACUAAUGGCCAAGGCUAGAGAUCAGCUGGUCUGCUGAAGCCAUGGGGAGCUGCUGGAGCUGUCUGGAUAAAGACACGAUCACAGACAACCACCCAACCAAAUUCAAGGUGACAAACGUAGAUGAUGAUGGUAAUGAGCUGGGUUCUGGAAUCAUGGAACUGACCAACUCUGAGCUAAUUUUGCACACCAGAAAACGAGAUGCUGUGAGAUGGCCAUAUCUCUGUCUGCGGCGUUAUGGGUAUGACUCCAACCUCUUCUCAUUUGAGAGUGGGAGAAGAUGUCAGACUGGGCAAGGUAUUUUUGCCUUCAAGUGUGCACGUGCUGAGGAGAUCUUUAACCUUCUCCAGGAGAUCAUGCAGUGUAACAGUAUUAAUGUAGUUGAGGAGCCCAUGAUGAUAUCAAGAAACACUCAUCCAACAGAACUUGAUCUACCAAGGACACCUCAGACGCCAACCACUCCUGGAUUUGCUAUGCCAGGACUUUCAAAUGGAUUCCCUUGUUAUCCACAAAUGGGUGAUGGCUCCUCUCACCCAUCAACUAGGCAUCCCUCUAUAGGAAGCACACGUCUCUCCUCAGUGGGCGAAGAUUCUACACAUCCUUUAAUCGUAGGUGGUGAUGAUCAGAUUCAUACAUAUGUGAAUACAUCCAAUGUUGAUGAGGAGCGGAAGAAAAGACCUUCUGUUCAUGGUCUGACAGAGGCACGGUCAUCUGUCUCUGAAAUGAUGCGAAGCCAUGCAAAUCACUGCCCUGCAACAGAGGACAGAGCUCCUCAAGUUCUCCUGCAGCCGGGGGAGGUCAAGUUUGUGCUAGGACCAACACCAGUUCAGAAACGAAUAAUGGAGCGUGAAAGAAUAGAGAGACAGAAAGAUCACGCAGAACAUGGUGGCAGUGGCUUGAGUUUUAUGGACCGAGAUAAUGUCCACGAUGGUGAUGAGCACAGCAUGGCAUGUGGGUCCAACAGUAAGAUGACUUAUGAGAAUAUCAAUGGUUUACUUGUGUCUGCUAGCACAGGGUUACGACGAGGACGGCUCAAGGUGGGUGGUGAUGGCCAGAACCUUAACAACUGUGCACCUAGGAAGACAGCCAUGCUGAACUAUGAAAAUCUGCCCUCUUUACCUCCUGUGUGGGAAAGCCAGACACAAAGGCGGGAGGAAGAGGACUGGAGUGACCCUGGAACCCCUCCACAAAAUGGAUACCACAAUAAUCUUGACCCACUGCGGAAUUAUGUCAAUACUGAGAAUGUAACUAUUCAACCUGGUUUACAUAAAGUAGACUUUACCCGGAGGCGGGAUUGCACCCCGAACGUCUUCAGCUUUGACUUUAAGCGUCCGUGCCCCGAACAAAGACAGUUAAAUUACAUCCAAGUGGAUCUGGAGGGUGGGAGUGACUCUGAUAACCCCCAGACUCCCAAAAUGCCCAGCACUCCUGUUCCGCCAACUCCGACACGUAGGACUGAGUUUUACGCUGUGAUAGACAUUAAAAAGACAGCUGCUAUGUCCAGUUUGCAAAAAGCACUACCAAGGGAUGAUGGGACAUCAAGGAAGACGAGGCACAACAGUACAGAUCUGCCGUUCUCUUCAUUUGUUGGGACCCACUGCUAGCCAUAAUUUGCCAUUAAAAUGAAUUCAUAGAAAAUGUUCUACUUCUGAAGUGUCAAAUAUGGUACAUUAUCGUCUACAUUUUCUACUUUGAGUAAAACUUUGCCUUUUUUUAAAGGGAUGGUCUCUGUUUAAAAGGUUCUAAGUACACAGGCAUUUCAAAAUGACUUUAACUUGUUACUACAUUCCUGCAGUGAUCCUUUGUUAAUGAUAUGAAGCUUGGUGGGCUGCUAUUUUCAAAAGGAAAUAGGAUCAUUUACUUUAAGAAAUGGAUUUUUUUUGAUAUGGCCUUUUUAAUGCUUUUUUGAAAUAUUUCAUGUAUAAAUCCAUGAAAACAGAUACUGUCUCUUUGAUCCAGAUGUUGGGAAGCUGUUUAAGCUGUUUAGUGACAGUCAUUGCUAUGCAUCAGUCAACAUUGUUUUGCUCUGUAUUGAAUAGUGAAAGAUGUAAAAGCUACACAGAUUUGCUCAGAGAAAUAACUGUCAAAGGAGUAAGGAUGUUUGCUACAAAUUUCAAAGGGUGCCUACUCAUUGGAAAUGCUUUUGCUUUAUUUAUCAACAAAAGAAUCAAAUCACAUUCAACUGGCCAAGAUUCUUAAAUGAUCAGUUCAUGUUCAUAAGAUCGGCCUUGCACAAAUGUAAUAAUUUGUGCUCCAUAAAUGCCUCUACGUUUAUCUUGUGAGUAACUGAUCUGAAUCUAGUAGGAAAGUUAACAGUUCAACCUGGUUGAAUUGACUGAUUUCUGCGAUGACAGCGGUUGGUUUGGGAGGGGGUGAAAAGCCAGCAACGUCGCUCUUAACUGCAGCCUCAUGGCACCUGGAGAAAGGGGGUAUACAUGGAUUUCAGGUGAAGUGAGAUUUUCGGCUCAAAUGUCCUCCUUAUUCAAGGUGGAACGCUUUGUUGCAUUCUUACACUUGAAUAGUGAUCACUUUCACAAAAUACUGAGGCAGGAUUGUGGAGAGUGAGCUCUUGUCUACUCACUUGCUCACUUCAAUGACUUGUGGGGAUGGAAGAAAAAGUGAGAAAUGGAAAAGCAGCAAAAAAGAAUUGGCAAGGUAAAUUUGACUUGAAAGGCAGUUGACGUUGUAUAAAAAUGUUGCAACCUAGGGAGUAUUUAAACCUGUUUCUUCAGAUAAGAAUUAGGGGUCCAAGCUGUAAUUUGAAAUUUUGGGUGAGCAAAUGAUUAUGUAGCAGUAAUUUCUACAGUAGAAUUAGUACUGAUAUGUGCAACGAGAUUUCAAUUUUCUCGAGUUUCCAGUAUGCCGCCUCUAAAUCAGAAAGGAAAAUAUCCCAAACGUUUAGUCUUUUUCCCACUAGUUACAUAAGGAGUUGUGUGUGGGAGCACUCUAUAUUUGAAAGUAUGUACCAUUCCCUUAUACAGGUUGCAUGAAUAAAUCUUCCAUCAAACGGUGAAAAUUCAUUGAACUGAAUUUCUGCAAUUUUUAUUGAACAUCCUUAACUCUUAUUUCUUGUUCUGUAAUUGAAUCUUGACAUUUUCAGGGUUCUAAAACAUUAUAAAAUGUGCCAAAAAAGUGCCAACCCUCCAAGCAUGAGAUAAGAUGAUGUAGUGUUUAACAAAAUCCAGUCUGUCUGGUUCCUUUGUUUACACUGAGACUUGCUUGUUCCUUUUGAUUGUUGGAACUUUAAAAUUAGUGACUUAUUUGUAUGUUGUACUUUGGCUGUAGUUUAACAAAAACACCAUAAUUCUUUCUUCAGCUUGAAUUUCACAUUUUAAUCCAACAAUGAGUACAAGAGUGUUUGGCCAUAAGCAUUUCUGCUGAGGUAUGUGGGAAUGCAAAUAUUGUACUAAGUUCCGGCACUGCAUAGCCUGACAUUUGUGUUUUGCUUGACUUUCUCAAUACAACUUUCAAAGCUGCGAUAUAUUUUCCAUGUUUCAAAUUUACUGGGAGCAAGUUGAUGUGUGUGUAAAGUAGCUAUGAAAAAGAAUGAAGGGCAUCAUUGCAUCCUCAAAAUGUCCGUUUUAAACUGAAAAUAUCACUUAGUGACAAUAAGUGUUUUGAUUUGAUGUUUAAAUAUCCCCCAUCUGUCAGUUUUAAAUCACAAGUCUUUUAACUAUAUUUAACGUUUAAACAUUUUUGUUUUAAAACUCAUUGCAAAGAUGGCCAUUGUGAUAUUGUUGAAUUUUAUUAAUUCAUGUGACAUUCCUGGAGUUAAUUGUAUUUGUUAUUCAGAUAGAAAAGGCUCUGCUUAAUUCCUUUAACAACUAUGCUAUCUACCCCUGUUUUGAAUUUAGCUAUUUUCACCUCUGGAGCAGGUGGUACUUGAAGUUGGCUGAGAGAGAGGGACACUACCACUGCACCACAAGAGCCCUUCCACUUUGAAUUUACAGUUACCAUGAUGUUUAGACGUAGAUGGUGCAGUAUUUUAACUUGUUCUUGUUUUAUGGAUAUUCUAUAAUAAAAAGGCUCUACUUAUAAAGACGAAUUUAGAAGAAAGUAUUACUGAACUUCUUUCCAUUAUGCAAUCAUAUUUUCACCUGAAAUUAAUGCCUUUCUUUGGCACAGGAACUGGUGUGGCACAUGUAGAAACUGUAGAAUGUGGCUGAGAGUUGGCGUUCCACACAGUGUUCUUAGAUCCCUAAAUUUGGUUAGCUGUGCAAAUAAAUGAAGCUUUUCUAAGCAGAGCGAAGAAAGUCAAAGUACUUCAUAGCUGUGCUCACAUAGCGCCAUUUGCUAGUUUAACAGUUAAAAGAUAUUCUACAUGUCGUUCAUUUAUGAGAAGAAAUGCUUGGGAAUCAUAAAAUAAUUCCAAAGUAGAGGUAUAGAAAACAAAAUGGAGUAUGUGCUGAGCUCAUCAAGUGACCUAGCGAAGUAAUGCAGUGAAUCUCUGGUUAUCAGGUCAGUCAGCUAAUUCAGUUAGGGUAAUUGUCCUCCGUGCUUCUGGGUUUAAGGGAAAAUGUAAGUUAAAAGUGGCCGCUGUGAGUAAACUUUGCAAUCCAGUGACUCCUGCUGCUGAUGUGCAUACGAGGAUGCCUGAGGACAAGGUUGGACUUGGUUAUGGUUAUCCUCUGUCUCCCAAAGUGAACUAUCAUAUUCACUGUCAAAUCUCAUCUGAUUAACGAGUAUCUUUUAAAUCAGUAUCUUUUAAAUGGGAAAACUGACAGGAGCAAAACAACAGCUGGAAUUUCCAAUUAGUCACUACCCCAGCAUACCACUAGAUGGAACUGAAGUAUCAUAAUAGUUUAGUUUACAAUUAAUUCUGCUCUAUAAUUUGAGAUUAGUGUAAACAAUAUUGUAUUAUAAUGAGGCUUAACAUUUCAGUCGUCCAGUCAUACAUUGUAUAUGUUUAAGUAUUUUCGUAUUAUGUUUUUAGCAAGUAUUAGUGAGAAUAUAUUGCAGCUUUGAAAUGUUUGUUAACACAUUUUGAAAACUAGGAGUUGCUAAAUUGCAUUUAUAUUUUCUGAUGUUGGGUAGAGUUGGCAAUUUUUAGUUUCUGAACAGGUUAAGUUGACUUCCAUUCAACAAGUAUACGUGGCCUUUGUUAUUUGUAUGUUCAUUUCAGGAUUGUCUGUAUUGUUCACCAUGGCUGUGAGGGAUUUUGUCCUUUGCACUGAAUUUGAACUACUCCAGUUCUGUGCACAACUUUUGAACUUCAUUCGCCAAAUAAAUGGCUUCACAGUAUUAUCUUCUGUAUGUAUGUACAUGUACUCAUCAGGGUGAGGUUAACCAGGGCUAAAGAAUGAAACUCACUUUUUCCACUUCAUGCCCUCUUUUGCACUCCUGGAUCGGGCAUUGUUCAAAACAGAUUUGAAGAUAAGCAUAGCUUUUAAGUCCUGAACUGCAACAAUUUGAGUUCUGUAGCAGUCUUUCUUGGUUUGUCUUAGAUGAAAAUUUCUAAUCUGUACCAGAUUAGUGUUGAUUUUGAGCACAAGAUUCCAACUAGAAACUGAAUGAAGACCAGUCGGAAUUUUUUUGUUUUUUUUUUAAUUUAUGGCCUUAAAUUUGUGGAAUUUGAAUCUAGAUGUCUAGGGGUGAGAGAGUACUGCUCUCGUCUGCCCUGCAGCCACAAAUUACUCUAAACAGCUGUUAGGUAUGGAGGUCAAAUGCUAGUUGACACUGAGACUGUGUCCAUUGUUAUACUGCUUAAACUACAGAUCACUUACAGCACUCUAAACCACUACCAGUUGUUAUUAGAGAUUAUUGUGUAGUCUGGAUUUUUAUUUGGGGUUUUCCACCAGCUCUCUUGUAAUUCAAAACCAUGCAGUUAACAUCAAACGAUGGAUGUUAAAAAUGAAGGAUGAAAGCUAAGUACCAUUGCAUGUCUUUGUUAUUCCUGGCUUGGCCAGAUCUAUAGCAAUUAAAGCUCCAAGUUGUACAAUGUUAGCCUUAAAAUACUGGCUGUGAUGUUUCCUCUGCAACUUGAGUCAGCAGGAUGUAAUGUGUUUUUAAUUUAAAUUUCAAGCUUAUCUCUCCUUACCAAAUCAUUUAGAAGGCCACUUCAUCUCCUGUGCCCAUUUUUUUGUUAAAAGGAAGAAUUUUGACCUCUGAUCAGUUGCUGAGACUGCUGAUUACAGUUGUGUUUACAGAUUAGCACUGAAGAUUCUUUUACAGCUCAAGUGCCUAAGUUGCCAUAUAGAUUGGCUGGUAGCAGGUGUCUGUUUUUUAAAUAUUAGUGUUUUCAUUUUGUGUUUGCGAGGGUGGGUAUAUUAGAAGUCAGAUGCUACUAAUGCCAAGAUUCAAAUAUUACAAAUAUGUUUGGAAUGUAAGGUUUUGCCUGACUAAAUCUGUAAAAUAAUAGAGGUGAGAAGGAAGUGCCUUAUCACUAAGCUAGUAAGAAAUUUUGGUGGAAUCAAGAUUCUUAAAUGCUGCCAUAUUUGGCUACAUAUCUGCUGUAGGGGUCAAAACAUUCAUGAAACUCUGCUAUUUGACCUUGAAUCAUUGGUAUUGCCACAAAUGUAAAAGUGGAAAGUGGUUUCAUUCUUCAGCACUGGUGACCAAGACACACUGAAAGUGUUUUUCAAAAAAAAAUGCUGGGACUUUAAUGGAAGUAUUUAAGUCUGGUAAUUUCAAUGUACUUUGUAGAGACUGCAUAUGAUUUGAUUUGAAGUGCCACUAUUAACCUGAUGGUGGCAUCUAGAUGCCUGUAGUCACUAAUGCAAUUGCGCAAAUUUCAUUGCACAGUUACUUUUAAAUUCCAGCGGGGUAUCUUCCCGUCAACUAUUGUGUAAAGUUUCAUGAAUAAAUACUCCGAGCAGGUUUCAGGCCAUACUCGUCAAUGUCUUAAACUCCUUCAUUUCUCUGCAUGUGCUGAUUUGCUGGCAGUUUUGUAGAAGUAUUUUGUGGUACUGCACUUAGGUACGUAGAUAUCUUUGGAUGCUGCUGUAUAUGUCUGCUUCUGUGAGCUUUACCAAGGUACAGAGGAAGGUAAUCACAGGAUUUUCUAAAUGUACACAGAACGCAUAGCACCCGAAGAACUGUUAACUGAGCUGAUCUGUAGCUAUUUGAAAAAUAUAUUAUACUCAAAAAAAAAACAAACUAUUGUUUUUGCUUUAUGCAGGGGGCAGAUUUGUUGCAUUCCUUAAGUAUAUUUUAUUUGGUGCAGAGGGAGUACAUUUCCUGAACUUGUACCUUUAUCAAUCCAUCAGCAGCAUUAACACUAAAACGUAGCCCCAGUGGAGGACUUCCCAUACACUCCCUUUUGAAGAAAACUUACAUUGAACAGUGCAAUUAGAUUUAUUUUGUCCUGUCUCCAAAUAAGAAUGUGAUCUAAUUGUAUUGGCAUCCUGAGAUGGGUACCUGAUCAUUUAGAACUUUUUUAUUGCAUGCUUUGUUAAUUGUUGUCUUAGUUUUAACAAACUGGAUGUUUGUGACAUUUUAUUUUCCUAAUUUUCUGCAUGCACGUUAUAUAUUCAUGCAAAUCUGUAAUGUAAAUUUAUGUCCCAUUUCCAGUCUUAAUCCUGUGGUUCCAGUUGCUUGUGUCUGUGACCAAAUUCAGAUCGGUCAGAUUGCAAUAAAUCAGUUAAUUUCACAUUUGCCAAUAAUUUGUUUUUUACGUGCUAGGAACUGUGAUGGCAUAUGUUAAUUCUGUGAUUAUCUUAUUUCCUGAGCUGUGAUAUUCAUGAGUUUAUAAACUCUGCUGUUUUUAACUCUUUCCAAUCCAUGAAGUGUUCAAACCUACUUCAUGAAUUCAUAAAGGAUCGUGGUACAAACUAUUCAGAGCUGCUUGAUUUGAUAAAUUGAUAUUAACCAGUGAAUAAUCUGGUUGGAUUGUAACCAUUUAUAAUUUAGUCAAGUGGGAUUUGAUUGCUGUCAAGAUUUUGCACAUCUUUUUUCCAAAAUACUGAUAACCUCUGCACUAUGGCAACGUUGUGAAAACUACACAUGCUUUACAUUAAAAGGUAUUAUUAACUCUGUUUAAUAAAGGUUAAGCCCAAUAACUAGUUACCCGUUUAAAUUGACCAUCGUUGUCUUAACAAUCAUCAACAUUUUCAUUGCUGUCUCAAAAACACUGUUUGUGACCUUAUGGAUAAGGAAAGGUUAAAUGCAAUUAAUGACCUAGUGUUCCUUAGGUAAACUGUAGGUACGCUUAAGCAGAAUAAUUGUAUUGUAAUUUCAGUCAAAGUAAUUGUAGUCUGAUUCUAAAUAUUUAUGACUUUAUUAAAGUGACUACACUAAUAAAGAUCCCCAUUAGGGAUGAACAAUUAAGUUGGAUGUUUCUGUUUUAUGGAAAUCAGGUUAUGUUUAUAAAUGCAUUGUAUUAUACGGUACUGCAAAUGUUAUGUUCAAACUAGCACCAUUUCAUACUUUGUUUAUAUGCUGUAUGGAAAUGUAUGAAAUAUAAUGAUUAAAUGUUGUAAGAGCAAUGCUGUAUCAUACUUUAUUGGCCUUUGAAAAUGGCAAAUAGAAUAAAGAAAUGGACUAAAA
This is a messenger RNA of Rhincodon typus (whale shark), 9165 nucleotides long. RefSeq names its product fibroblast growth factor receptor substrate 2-like. The transcript has 11 exons. The record is from RefSeq and is a predicted model, not a curated record. Bases 726 to 2285 code for a protein of 519 amino acids. Lineage: Eukaryota; Metazoa; Chordata; Chondrichthyes; Orectolobiformes; Rhincodontidae. Gene Ontology annotation, biological process: cell surface receptor protein tyrosine kinase signaling pathway. Gene Ontology annotation, cellular component: cytoplasm.